Molecule: messenger RNA, 1969 nt
Organism: Tigriopus californicus
Lineage: Eukaryota; Metazoa; Arthropoda; Copepoda; Harpacticoida; Harpacticidae
Product: zinc finger and BTB domain-containing protein 17-like
Exons: 2
Coding region: 580-1647 (355 amino acids)
Biological process (GO): regulation of transcription by RNA polymerase II
Cellular component (GO): nucleus
Molecular function (GO): protein binding
Source: RefSeq, a predicted model, not a curated record
UAAAAUCAAAGGCCUGAUUUGGGGUUUGGGUCCCCAUCAUUCCGAUCUAUGGGUUUUAUGUUCGACGCCAGCCAAGCUACGGGCCUGCGGCUGUCCGACGGCUGCCGCGCCCGCUAGGCGGCCGAGUGCGCCCCGCGCGCCCGCACCCCGCUGGAGCUCUGCUUGCGGUCGGUCGUUAGGUUGGUUGGGCAGCUGGAAACGCAGUCAGGCUGGCUGCCUGCCUACGGCCCACGGCCCAGUCGCCUCACGCCAAAUCACGCUGAGCGAUCACGGCUCUCAGCCAAUGGGAUUCCGACCAGACACAGAAGCGCCGCUCCAGCCAGCCCCUUGGCCUCGUUCUCCUCCUUCCCUGCCUCUGUCCGUGCGUCCGUGCGUCCGUGGAAGGGUUCCUCCUCCUCCUCCUCCUCCUCCUCCUCCUCGUCGUCGUCGCCCCUGUUUCCGUGAUUGGCCCUCUGGAGUGAGUUGUUACAUCGUACAUCAUCGACAGCGGGUCCCAGGACGGCCAUUUUGAAUCCAGCUCGGGUCGAAACCGCAGUCAGUCCCGGAUUGUACGCCUUCAACGCCCCACCCGGAAUCAGAAUGGCGGGUCUACCUGCCGACGAUUUCUGCCUUAAGUGGAACGACCAUCACUCGAUCUUCUUCGCCUCAGUGGAACGGCUCUGUCAAUUGGACACGUUGACGGAUGUGACCUUGUCGUGCGGGGCCCAGGACUUCACGGCUCACAAGCUGGUCUUGUCCGUCUGUUCAGGGUACUUUGCGCGGUUAUUCAGCGCUCAGCGCUCACACGUCGCCUCGCCCGACCUGCGCACGGCCAUCGUCUACCUCAAGGAUGUGAAUCCACGCCACAUGGAACUGCUCCUGUCGUAUAUGUACCGCGGCGAGAUCAAUGUGCAAGAGAGCGAAUUGGUCGGCUUGUUGGAAACGGCCCGGAGUCUACAGAUCAAAGGCUUGGCCGACAAUCCCGAGACCUCAGCCCCGCCCACCCCGCCCGUGUCUGCCCCCAUGACCACCGUAAAAAAGCUGCCCAAACUGGCCAAGGUCAAUAGUGGCGGGUCGCACGUGAUGCCUCCGCUGAGCAAGUUGGGUCAGAAACGCCCGCUGACGACCCCAUCCAUGGCCGGUCUCCCGACCAGUCUGACGCCCACCGCCACGCAUAGCCCGCCGCCCGUGGUCAAGAAACCCAAAGAAGAAGUGCCUUGGAUGUCGGAGAAUAGCGAGACCGAGAGUCCCGCCCAUCUGGAGCCAGCCAGCCACGACGGACUGAACGCGGGCGAGGAUUACUCGGCCGAUGAUUAUGGGUACGAGGAAGAAUUCGCGGGCAUGGACCCGGAAAGCAACGACAAUAGCAACUUUGAAAACGAGCCUGGCCCCGAUCAAAACACCGGCGAGGUUCCGCCAGAUGGAACAGAGCAUAAAUGCAAAGUCUGUUGCAAAACAUUUCGCCAACACUCAGAUCUUCAAAGGCAUUGGGUCACUCACACCCUUGAAAAGCCGUACUCGUGCCAAUAUUGCGGCAAAGGCUUCACGCAAGUGGGCAGUCAAUACCGACACGAGAGAAACGCGUGCUCGCGCGGACCCAGAGCCGCAUUCUCGUCUCCGGGACAAGACCUGCAAGAGUCCCAUUUACCGAAUGUUCAAUCUCCUUAAUUUGACCCUAUGAUAGUUUCGCUCGAAAAUCCGAUCAGUCCCAAAAACGUUGAAGCUUAGCAUUUCAUGAGAUUAGAAACCGCUAUGCGGUUCGGUCGCAAACACACUGACACUCAAUUACAUCCUGACCCCCAUGUGGAUGAAUAAUAAACAUUUCGCAAACCUAAAACGACAUUCUCCUUCUUGCGUUAGACAUAAAAAUUUGAUAUGAUUUGUCAUAGGGACAUGAGAACUUCAGUACAGAACUAUGGACGCGUCAAGCUUCAUCCAAUGAGCUUUCGCCAUGCCAUCUAGCUCUUUGUUAACUUAUUUUCUUCAGCAA